Molecule: messenger RNA, 1664 nt
Organism: Equus quagga
Lineage: Eukaryota; Metazoa; Chordata; Mammalia; Perissodactyla; Equidae
Gene: SLC22A7
Product: solute carrier family 22 member 7
Exons: 10
Coding region: 1-1641 (546 amino acids)
Biological process (GO): transmembrane transport
Cellular component (GO): membrane
Molecular function (GO): transmembrane transporter activity
Source: RefSeq, a predicted model, not a curated record
AUGGGAUUCGAGGAGCUGCUAGAAGAGGUGGGCGGCUUUGGGCCCUUCCAGCUGCGGAAUGUGGCACUGCUGGCCCUACCCCGCAUGCUGCUGCCCCUGCACUUCCUCCUGCCCAUCUUCCUGGCUGCUGUGCCUGCCCACCGCUGUGCCCUGCCUGGCGCCCCUGCCAACUUCAGCCACCAGGACUUGUGGCUGGAGGCUCACCUGCCCCGGGAACCUGAUGGCACACUCAGCUCCUGCCUCCGCUUCACCCACCCCCAGGCCCUCCCCAACACCACGUUGGAGGGAGAGGGGCAGAGCCCUGGGGAGCUGGAGGGUGAGCCCUCCACAGUGCCCUGCCCUCAGGGCUGGGAGUACGACCGCUCAGAGUUCUCCUCCACCAUUGCAACAGAGUGGGACCUGGUGUGUGAGCAGAAAGGCCUGAACAGAGCCGCUUCCACCUUCUUCUUCGCUGGUGUGCUGGUGGGGGCCGUGGCCUUCGGAUACCUGUCCGACAGGUUUGGGAGGCGCCGUCUGCUGCUGGUGGCCUAUGUGAGUGUCCUGGUGCUGGGCCUGGCAUCUGCAGCCUCGGUCAGCUACAUCAUGUUUGCCAUCACCCGCACCCUCACUGGUGUAGCCUUGGCUGGCUUCACUAUCAUCGUGAUGCCACUUGAGUUGGAGUGGCUGGACGUCAGACACCGCACUGUGGCAGGUGUCCUGAGCAGCACCUUCUGGACAGGGGGCAUGAUGCUGCUAGCACUGGUCGGGUACCUGAUACGGGACUGGCGAUGGCUUCUGCUGGCUGUCACCCUGCCUUGUGCCCUAGGCAUCAUCAGCCUCUGGUGGGUGCCUGAGUCUGCACGCUGGCUUCUGACCCAAGGCCGUGUGGCGGAGGCCCACGUGUACCUGGUCCGAUGUGCCAGGCUCAAUGGGCGGCCCCUGAGUGAGGACGGCCUGAGCCAGGAGGCCCUGAGCAAAGUGGCCGCUGGGGAGCGGGGGGUCCGAAGACCCUCGUACCUAGACCUGUUCCGGACACCACGGCUCCGAUACAUCUCACUGUGCUGCAUGGUGAUGUGGUUUGGAGUGAACUUCUCCUAUUACGGCCUGAGCCUGGACGUGUCCGGGCUGGGGCUGAACGUGUACCACACGCAGUUGCUGUUCGGAGUCGUGGAGCUGCCCGCCAAGCUGCUAGUCUACGUGUUGGUGCGCCACGUGGGACGCCGCCUCACGCAGGCCGGGAUGCUGCUGGGCUCCGCGCUCGCCUUGGGCCUCGGACUGCUCGUGCCCUCGGAGGUGGGGUCCUGGGGCGUCGCCCUGGCGGUGAUGGGGAAAGGUUUUUCUGAAGGUGCCUUCACCACUGCCUACCUGUUCACGUCGGAGUUGUACCCUACUGUGCUCAGACAGACAGGGUUGGGGCUGACUGCACUGGUGGGCCGGCUGGGGGGCUCUCUGGCCCCACUGGCAGCCUUGCUGGACGAAGUAUGGCUGCCACUGCCCAAGCUUGCUUAUGGGGGCAUCGCCCUGCUGGCUGCCUGCACUGCCCUCUUGCUGCCAGAGACAAGGCAGGCACAGCUGCCAGAGACCAUCCAGGACGUGGAGAGGAAGAGGUUGCCGUCCAGCCUUCAGGAGGAAGAGAUGUCCAGGAAACAGGUCCAGGACUGAGUGCUCUCAGGGGCAGGCCCUCC